Messenger RNA from Stylonychia lemnae, 852 nucleotides. Lineage: Eukaryota; Ciliophora; Spirotrichea; Sporadotrichida; Oxytrichidae. The record is from the annotation of a GenBank genome assembly.
AUGAAGAGAGAUUGGCAAAGGAGCAACUCUAUAGAGCAAAGCCAGAUCUAAGAAUGGUAUGUUCAUAGUACUAUCCUAGAAUAAUCUUUCUAUUCAAAUACAUUGUUCAAAUUCUUAUUUUAUUUUCAGAUGAGAGAGAAGGAGACUGAUAUCAAUUGCUUAACAUCAUCUGGUCUUCCAAGACCACUUGGCUGCAUCUAGAGAUUACCCAAGCACAAUACCGCUGGAAUAAUUCCUGAUGAUGGAUUCAGAGAAUUAUUGACAACUAAACAAAAUGAUUUGAAGAAUCCUGUCGUCCACAGAGUUCAAGAGAGACCAGUUAUGAGAAUGAUCAACAAAUAUAAUAUUGCAGAGCUAUCACUUGUAGAUCGACCAAUAGGAGGAACUCAAUCAGGAUUUGGAGCUGUGAUUAAUAGAUACCCAGAGAAUCACGAUUAGAGACACUUCAACACAACAAUGGAAGACUUUAUGGGAAGACCACCCCCAAAGAGCAAAGAUGAGCAGAUCGAUCCAUCAAAGCAAGGAUAAGCUGGAGGUUAACAUAGACCAUUUGACUAGCAAUAAGUCAAGCUGAUAUCAAACUUGGUUGGUGAGGUCUACUCAAAAUCCUUCGAUCCUUAGGAGUAAACUGAUGUGCAAAGAGCUUGGCUUUACUCUGUAGAUCCAGGUGUCAAUGCAGUCAAUGUGGGUUAAGCUGGCAAAACUCAGAUUCAGCCAUAUGAUAAUGCAUUGAGUCUUCCUAUUGGUGAAGGAGUUUGGUCUAUUUAACCUAAAUCUGAUGAGGUUGGUUUCUAUAGAAAAAGAAGAACUGAUGUUACCAUUCAAAAGAAUGAUAUUAUUACAAGAAAAUGA